This is a messenger RNA of Thalassophryne amazonica, 2900 nucleotides long. RefSeq names its product aryl hydrocarbon receptor 1b (gene ahr1b). The coding region runs from base 107 to 2797 and encodes 896 amino acids. The record is from RefSeq and is a predicted model, not a curated record. Lineage: Eukaryota; Metazoa; Chordata; Actinopteri; Batrachoidiformes; Batrachoididae. Gene Ontology annotation, biological process: regulation of transcription by RNA polymerase II. The transcript is spliced from 11 exons. Gene Ontology annotation, cellular component: nucleus; aryl hydrocarbon receptor complex. Gene Ontology annotation, molecular function: nuclear receptor activity; protein dimerization activity; transcription cis-regulatory region binding.
CCAACAGUCAGUUCUACAUCUUGUGUCCGUUUUUAAUCGUUAUUUAGCAAAGGAUGAAAUCAGCUUUUACCGGAUUCUGCCUUUAACGGAGCUGAUGGAAUAAAUCAUGUAUGCCGGACGGAAAAGACGAAAACCGGCGCAGAAAAGAGUGAAACAGGCGCCGGCUGAAGGCGCCAAAUCCAACCCGUCCAAACGUCACCGUGACCGUCUGAACUUGGAGCUGGACCGGCUGGCCAGUCUGCUGCCGUUUCCUGAAGACGUGGUCUCCAGCCUGGACAAACUGUCCAUCCUGAGACUGAGCGUCAGCUACCUCCGCAACAAGAGCUUCUUUUCUGUGGCAUUGAAAAAGCAGCCCUCAGAUGCUGGGACCAGCAGCGGCGAUCACCAUGACAACAGCCGGAUGACAGGGUCGGUGGACAGACGCGUCCCCGAGGGGGAGCUGCUGCUGCAGGCUCUGGACGGCUUCGUUCUGGUGGUGACAGCUGACGGCAUCGUCUUCUUCUGCUCACAGACCAUACAGGAUUACCUCGGCUUCCAUCAGACGGACGUGAUGCACCAGAGUGUGUUUGAGCUGAUCCACACCGAGGACCAGCAGGAGUUCAGGAGGAACCUGCACUGGGCCCUGAACCUGUCUGACAGCCCGGGACCCACCACAGAACCCCAGCCAGACGGCGAGUCGCAACCAACGACCUCCUGCCUGGUGACCUACGACCCCGAACAUCUCCCACCUGAAAAUUCUCCCCUGUUGGAGAGAAGCUUCAUCUGCCGAUUCCGCUGCUUGUUGGACAACUCGUCAGGUUUCCUGGCCUUGAACCUUCAGGGUCGGCUUAAGUUCCUCCAUGGUCAGAACCUCCAGCGUGAAGGCUGCAGCUCACCUCAGCUUGCCCUGUUUGCCAUCGCCACGCCGCUCCAGCCUCCAGCCAUUCUGGAGAUCAGGACGAGGAACAUGAUCUUCAGGACCAAACACAAACUGGACUUCACACCCAUGGCCUGCGACGCAAAGGGGAAGAUUGUGCUUGGCUACACGGAGGCGGAGCUGAGAGUCCGGGGAACUGGUUACCAGUUCAUCCACGCCGCUGACAUGCUGCACUGCGCCGAAAACCACAUGCGAAUGAUAAAGACGGGCGAGAGCGGCCUCACCGUCUUCAGGCUGCUCACCAAGGAGAAACGCUGGAAGUGGGUCCAGGCGAACGCCCGGCUCGUGUACAAGAACGGCAAACCGGAUUACAUCAUCGCCACCCAGAGGCCCUUAGCGGACGAGGAAGGAGGAGAGCAGCUGAGGAAGCGAUCUGUCCACCUCCCCUUUACCUUUGCCACCGGCGAGGCGCUUCUCUAUCACGCCAGCUACCCUCUGCACGGGUUCACCGAGUCCUGCCGGGGCAAGGCCAAAGGCGGCAAGGCCGGGAGGGCCAAGCUGGACAAGGGCUUGGCCGAAGACCAGGACCCAAGCUCUCUGUUGGGGGCGAUGAUGAGCCAAGAUGAGUCUGUGUAUGUGUGCCCCCCAGACACGGCGCCCAGGAUCUCGUACCACAGCAGCAUCCUCAGCGAGCAGCAGGACGAGAGCGAAGGUUCCAGAAACAUGACAAGUGAUCACAAUUGGAAUGUGGUAUCAAAUGUGGAGGCCACGAGACACAACCAUAAAAUGUUCAGUUACGACCCACUGCUGGCUACGCUGGACUCUCUGUCCCUGAAAGGAGAGGAGACGUGUUCCAACAGCGAGCUCUUCAGCGCCCUGGAGAACCUGGGCCUCAACGCUGAAGACCUGGAGCUCCUGCUGUUGGACGAGAGGAUGAUCCAGGUGGAGCUCGACAGCAAUCAGGUCCCCACCCUCGGUGACCUUCUCACCAACAACGAAAUCCUCUCCUACAUCCAGGACUCACUGCAGACCGGCACUAAGGGGGAGGAACAAGGCUGCAAAGAUUUCUUUGGGCUGCCAGCUCAUCUGCAGAACCCAGAUGGAAGCCAGCAACCGCAGACGUGCCCGUCUGCAGACACUCCCAGCGGGCAGCCACUCGUCGAAGGACACGAGAACCCAGCCGAGCUGGUUAAAGAUCAGUCCUGGUCACUGCUGACAGAAGAGCAAAUCCCACCAGGAUCUAUGGUUCCUAACAGCCACUGGCCAUCAUCAACAGUGGAGAGUCACCACCAGCCCAACACCUACAUCUAUGCCCACCCACAGACCGCACCCAAGACCUCUCAGCUCAGUGGACAGCAUCAGCAUCUUCAUCCUCUUCUGGGCUCUAGUCCACAUUGGCAGCUUCAGCAGUUAAAUGGUGAGUGGAGCCUCUUACCAGAGUACCAGAACCAGCUCACAGGUUAUAAACACACGCUCUUUGAUCAGGACGCGGAGGUCAGACCCGUAAAUUACAACAUGGUCAGCAUGGCCCACGCGGGUGGGACGGUGGUGAACAGCGUUAUCAUACCUGACCUUCACUACCAGAGGGUUCUACCUGCUAACCAACCCCACCAGCUCCAGAGUCACCACAAACCUCAGCAGCACCAUCUUUCACCGUCCUGUUCUUCACUGGACUUGGAGCAGUUAUUGACUCUGUCCCAGACGCAGCACGGUCUGUCCUCACUGGAGACCUGCGACCUGUUCAGCACCACCGAUACCCAGCAAACCAAAAACGCCAAGUUGGAGAACAGUUUCCUGCUGCUCGGUACCAACAACACGGCGUACGUCAGGAGCUGCCUGAGUGCCAACGGGAACGCCGUGAACUCAGGGGAUAUUCCCGUCUCACAUCCGGAUGGACUUUCCGGCCUGCAGGAGCCUGAAAAAUCUGGAUUUUUCCUCUGAGGAGACGACAGAAAUAACAAAAGCAGGUACAAAUAAAAAGAUCUGAAAAGCUCAAUAAUUCUUCACCAAAAAUGAUGACAAAACAGGAAAAACAAAACUGUGG